AUGGAGAAAUUAACUAAGAAUCAUGACAAGAAGACUCAUGAAAAGGAUCGUGUUAUGAAUAAUAUGAAUGACAAAAGUGAUAAUGUUGUUAAUAAUUUUGAUAAUGUUGAUGAUGGUUUUAUCCCUUUGAACAAUGAAGUUCAUGAUAGGUCUGAACCUGUCAAUGAAAGGGUUACUAAAGAUGUUGAUCUUUGUAAAAUUGUAUUAAAUAGAAAGUAUUUGAAAUGGAUAGCCACUAGAAGGAAGAUUUCAAGAGAAGCUCUAACAUUUGAAUGGAGUGUUCAGCUGCUAGAGAAUAUCACUAUGAAAGACUGA
Molecule: messenger RNA, 315 nt
Organism: Vicia faba (fava bean)
Lineage: Eukaryota; Viridiplantae; Streptophyta; Magnoliopsida; Fabales; Fabaceae
Source: the annotation of a GenBank genome assembly